Molecule: messenger RNA, 2443 nt
Organism: Neurospora crassa OR74A
Lineage: Eukaryota; Fungi; Ascomycota; Sordariomycetes; Sordariales; Sordariaceae
Product: mitochondrial 37S ribosomal protein MRPS9
Exons: 2
Coding region: 633-1580 (315 amino acids)
Biological process (GO): translation
Cellular component (GO): ribosome; mitochondrial small ribosomal subunit
Molecular function (GO): RNA binding; structural constituent of ribosome
Source: RefSeq, a predicted model, not a curated record
CACAGCGCUGGAACUCGACAGAAUGCAUGAGAGAGCUCAGUACCUUAACCGCCCGCCGGCCCGUUGGCGGCUGUGGAAGGCUGCCCAGAUGGGAUUCCAUUGAUGGUACCUAGCGAGGUAUGCUUUCGGCCAGUGAUUCACACUUCCGCUGUCUGUGCUUUCAGUUCCCUCGUGCCAUGCCUUGAUGGCUGCCAGGCUUCCAGCCCAUGGAAAACGGUGCCGCUUGAUUGCCGGGCAUCUUGUCUUAUCUGCCUGCCGGGCGGAAUGGUCCCCCUGUCGGGGCCGCAUGCGUGGAGGGGAAGGUGACGGGAGCCCAGGUGAGGUCGGGUCCAGUGAGUGCGGUGCUUGAGUGGGAAGCAUGGGUGGUCCGAGCUCCCAUUUUCCGCUUGCCGGGUGGAAAAAUCCUCUUGCGAAUUGUUCCGCCGCGGGACGGCCCACGACGCGCAGACGGGACCCGGAGUCCGGACCUGAUUGACCACUGCCCGCGCUGGACCUGCCCUCGCCCCCGACAGCCCCAAAGAUACCCAUCGGCGAGCCGACCACACCUCGACCCGAACCCCAAUCCCACUCCUCUCCCGAUCCAGUAGCCCUCGGGGCCCGAUAAUGUACGAGAGGUGAACAGCCGCUUAUGAAUGAUGGCAUCUCUUAGACACAGCAUUACCAGUGCUCUUCGGAGCUCCCGCCAGGGCUGUUCCAAGUCGGCGCAAUGGCAGUCGCUUGACCAGCAAUUCGGCGCUUUGCGCAUCAGCUCGAGGUCCCUGUCCACCCACGCCCACGACCACAACCCGAACGUAGAUGGCCAAUUCAUCGCCGCCCCUGCGCUCAGCAUAGACAACUUCAAACUCCAUCCCUAUGCCCGUGCCGUCCCCGUGUCGCCCUCGUACUUCACCCGGACGCCCCGGUUCUACGACAACUAUCUUUCCCUAGAAAAGCUCAUGGAGGAGUACGAAGACCUUCCUGUCAUCCCCGCGACCGCCGUCGAGCGCGUGGCCUGGAAGACGCUCGAGGAUAUCAGGAAAGAGCUCGGCGAGCAGGUCAAGGCAUCCGAGUUCGCAAGGUGUCUGGCUCUCGUCAAACGGCUCAACUCGAUCCACCCCGACCUUAAGCCACAAGAGAUCAAGGAUGUGCUCGACAGCUUCAGGCGCAACGUACAACCCUUUACAAAUGUCGCCAAGCCGAUCCCGAUUGACCAGUUUGGCCGCGCUUGUGGAGUCGGCAAGAGAAAGGCCUCGAGUGCUCGGGCCUUCGUGGUGGAGGGUACCGGCGAGGUUCUGGUCAACGGGAAGACCUUGGCCGAGUACUUUGGGCGGGUUCACGAUCGCGAGAGCGCUGUUUGGGCUUUGCGCGCAACAAAUCGCAUUGACAAGUACAACGUCUGGGUCAAGGUGGAGGGUGGUGGUACCACGGGUCAGGCGGAGGCCAUUACGCUGGCUAUCGCAAAGGCCUUGCUGGCUCAUGAGCCUGCUCUGAAGCCGGCGUUAAGAAGGGCCGGAUGUGUCACACGCGACCCGAGGAAGGUCGAAAGAAAGAAACACGGCCAUGUCAAGGCCAGAAAGAUGCCUACCUGGGUCAAGAGAUAAUCGCCCUCCUGCUACAGUUUGCGGUAUUAUUGGAUGGGUUUCGUUUUUUGGGGGGGCAUUGUGAAUAUGCUGCCUCAGUUUCGGUUUAUGCACGAACGACCAGUCAAAUGGAGCGAUGCUUUUUUUCCCCACCAGCGCAGCAUCACAGCUCCUUUCUUUCUGGGAAGCAUUUUCUCUCAUGUGCGUACUCUAUAUGUGGAUAUGCAUGUGAGUGUCCGUCUCGCUUGUGGCCUCGCCUGGGCCUACCAAGUUCAGCACAGGUCGAUCUCAGGCAAGCACGCGUGUACUUGUACAGGAGGGGUUCAACAAACCGUGUUAGGGGGGGGCCGGCACGACCUUGUUGUGUGUGUAUAAUACAAUCUAUGUGUGUGCUGGGGGGGUUACAACGGUUCUUUUUGCCAUGGAAAAAAAAGGUAUGCAAACCGAUUCGACGCCCGGCCUCUUCAACCGGCAUCACUGCAACUUUGACAUGGGUUUUGCUUGUGAUGGGUUGACUGAUUCGUGCGACUACAAGUCAUGAACCAUCCGGGGGUUACAUCCAAUGUGUAAGAGGCAUGCCGAACAACUCCCAUCUCACAGAUUAGGUGGGAACGAUACGCACUGCAGGGCACACGUGGGUUAGCCGCGCUGUCAGAACCGCGUUUUCUGAACUUCAGAUUCCGUUCCCGUGGCGGCAGAGUGCAAUCCGUGUUCAGCAUCCUCGCCCGAGGGCCCUGGGGGACUGUAAGGAUCCUAUAUAAGAUGGUGUUUGGUAACCAUUUGUCAUGCUUUAUUAUUGUCCCAAGUCCCACCAUUCCCAUUAUGCUUGGCCCGUAAUGAGGUCGGAAUAGGUAGUCAGAGGUCCAUACACUGCAGUGCUCACG